GGACAGGCAAUAAAAGGUGGACGCGUGGGACGGUUGCCCCGUUCUUCUCUCCUCCCCCCUUUUCUGCUCUACAAAAAUCCUCUCAUCAUCACGCCUCUCCAUCUCUCUCCUCACUUAUCGCCUUCCUUCAACUCAAUUCGCCCCCGCCCUUCCCGGCAUAACCGCCACCUCUGCUGCAGCCGCCUCCGCCGCCACGGACAAGUUGCAUUUGAAUCUCCAAUUUCCGGCCUGCAAUACCGCCAGAAUAGAAGAGUUCGUUCUGUCUCAGAGGAACUUCGCUGAUUGAAACGAUGGAAUCAUCAUCUUCAAUCGGAAAUCCUAAUGUCAACGCAAAUGAAUCGCGGAAAAAGCGGAGGAAAAUCGGGGAUUCUGAUCCGGAUCAGACGCAGCCUGCCUGCGUCGACGGACUCAGGUGGAAGAGCCAGGCUGCCCAACAGAUCUACUCGUCGAAGCUUCUUGAUGCUCUCCGUCAAGUCCGGCGGAGAAAUGAGACUCCAUCUCCAGCCGUCGCCGGCCGUACUAUUCGGGAGACUGCCUAUAGAGUCCUAGCUGUUGCCGCCAAGGGAAGGACCCGGUGGAGCAGAUCGAUUCUCACGGGAAGGCUUCAUUUGAGACUAAGACAGAUCAGCAAUAAAAAGCAUAAGAAAGCCAGAGUGGUAGGCGCCGGCGACAUCCGGUCGAAGAAGCCGGCGGCUACGAAGAGAUUGCCGCCGCUUCAAAGGAAGGUGCGCGUUCUCGGCCGGUUAGUUCCUGGUUGCCGGAAACUGCCGUUUCCGAACCUGCUAGAAGAAGCUACAGAUUACAUUGCAGCUCUGGAGAUGCAAGUUAGAGCUAUGAGCGCCAUCACGGAGCUUCUCAACAGCGUCGGAGUGGGAACUUUACAGCCUAAUCCCGACCGGCUUGGCUCAGAACAGUGAUAAGCCAAUGGCUUGCUGAGCUGUGUAUUAUCAUUUUCUUUAUGUUUCAUUUAUACAUAUGUAUAUACUCUGUAUGGCCGAGUUUUACUUUUUACAUUUUUUAAUAAGCAAUUGGUUUCUUCAUUUUCGUGUAUUUUUCUUUUCAUUUUUAUUCCAUAGACAUCCUGAUAGCCACUACUACCUCUUUCCCCUUCCUUUUUUUUCUUUGAAUGGUUUGAGGUAAACAAAUGGCAUUCAUUGGUUUAGUUUUUUGUUAACACCCUCCACCAGUCCACCUCUUGCCUCUCUAUCCAUCUACACAAUUUUAUGUGUUUAUGCACAAAAAUACUUCCUCAGCUUGAUUC
Molecule: messenger RNA, 1261 nt
Organism: Cuscuta europaea
Lineage: Eukaryota; Viridiplantae; Streptophyta; Magnoliopsida; Solanales; Convolvulaceae
Source: the annotation of a GenBank genome assembly